AUGGCUCAAGCUAACAGGGUAGAAAAUGACAUGCAGUUCUCAUACCCAGAUGUACAUUCAAACGUUGUAUCAAUUAUGAAUGCACUUUCCACACCGAUUACUUAUGAAGGAAGAAUGCAAGAUAAUAUAUCCGUAAAAAUGUUCAUAUCUAUCUGUUAUAAUUUGCAGCCAUCAGAUCUUCUUGCUUUAGCAUGUGUAUGUAAAGAUUUCAAAAAUAUGCUGGAUGAGCAUAUUAAUCCGUUGGCUGGAGAAAUAUGGUGUAAUUCUAGAAAUCAGUUUACUAUUUUUAAAGACAAAGAUCCUCCCGCAAGAAUGAACCAACAAACCUUCUCAAGGUUAUUAACAUUUCAAAAUGGCUGCCAAUUCUGUAAGACUAAAGAAAAGACACCUAUUAUAUAUUGGAUUCCUGGUGUGCGUUCUUGUAGAGAUUGUAUGCUUCAAAGAGCAUUUAGUUUUAAUGUAUUUCGAGACACUUUUAAUGUUGAUAACGAAAUUCUCGGAUUUAUUGCACCCAUUAUCCCAGAUAUAUAUUUACCUGAUGUUCAAAGUGAAUCAAAAUAUUAUUGGAUCAGUCAUGUCAAAAACACUAUCGCGUUUUUUAUGGAUGCUGAUGAUGAUACCCGAUCUGCAUUGAAUGACCUGAGAGGAGAUAUUGAGAUUAUUUCUAAAGAAGCUCAACAUUAUCAUGAAUGGACAAAUCAAUUAUAUCAAUCUCAGGUUAAAGAUCAAGGGAUACUUUUUGAAAGAUUGCUUACAGAAAUCGGUCAUAAACUCGAUUAUGAAACUUCAUUUAAGCUACAAAAUGAUAAAGGUUACCAAAAUUUGGUGCUAAAAAUACAAACAAAUCCUUUUUUGCUACAUGAUUGGCAAAAUUAUAAGAUAAAAAUUUUACAAAUUGUGCAAAAAAUUUCUUGUGAUGAAAUUACUAUCCAAGAAGAUCCCUUGAUUACCUCAUCUAAUGGUACCACUAAACGAAAGUUUGAUAAUACACCGACUUCAUCAAACGUUCAACAAGGAUCUGCUAAAAAGCCUAGAUCAAAAAAUUCUCAAUUGAAUCAAGAAUUAUUGGAUCCAAAUAAAAGACGAACUAGAAUUAUCAAACGCCUAAGGAAAUUAACAUAUGGUACCGUUCAGAAGUCAGAAGAAUCUCUAAUAAGCAUCCGAGACCCGCUAUAUGUGUAUUUGUCUAUAUGUCCAAGCUUCAUAAAUCCACCUAUAGCUAAUUGUGGAUCAGAAUAUACCAAAGAAUUUUUCGAAGAAACACUUAUACCAACGCUCAAAAGAGAAGCUGAACAACUUCGCGCAAGUAAUGUACCUCCACCACUCUAUUUACUUGACACAAAAGGAGCGAUAGAACUUGGAUUCGGAUGCGUCCCAAUUUUUGGGUGUCUUCUUUGCACUUCAAUUACUCCAUGUGCUCUUAGAAAAAUUAAGCAUCAUGUUAGAAGUUUUCAUAAAAUUGAUAGUAAUACUGAGAGG
Molecule: messenger RNA, 1479 nt
Organism: Dentiscutata heterogama
Lineage: Eukaryota; Fungi; Glomeromycota; Glomeromycetes; Diversisporales; Gigasporaceae
Source: the annotation of a GenBank genome assembly